Messenger RNA from Cimex lectularius (bed bug), 1253 nucleotides. It is a transcript of the gene Pex19, whose product is annotated as peroxisomal biogenesis factor 19. Lineage: Eukaryota; Metazoa; Arthropoda; Insecta; Hemiptera; Cimicidae. The record is from RefSeq and is a predicted model, not a curated record. The transcript has 7 exons. Gene Ontology annotation, biological process: protein import into peroxisome membrane. The coding region runs from base 143 to 1009 and encodes 288 amino acids. Gene Ontology annotation, cellular component: peroxisomal membrane; peroxisome.
GGUUUCGCAUCAGGUUUUAGCUUGCUAGUAGAAUAAAUUUGAGAUCGACGGAGUCAGCGUUUUUUAAAAACAAUUUUUACAUUACUUAUAUUAUUUUAUCUAUCAAAUUUUCGACUUAUUUACACCAGUAUCGUCAUACAGAAUGGCUGAAAGCAAUGCCGCCCCAUCGGCCAAUGAAGAGCCCGUCGACGAAGAACUGGACGAAUUAUUAAACAGUGCAAUCAAUGACUUUGACAAGCCCUCGGAUGCUCCGGCUGAGGCGAAGACGGAUGGAAAGGCUGACAAAGGUGUCGGUGACCUUUGGGGCUCAGAGUUUACAGCACUAGAAGCUGAAGAGGAGUUGAAACUGAUGGAGCAAAAGAUGAAAGAACUAUUUUCAAGCAUGGGCGAUGGUGCUUUCGGUGGAUCGGAAGAGCUAGACGAUGAUUUUAAGAAAAUUGCCGCUGAAGCAAAUAGAUAUUUUACAGACAGUACAUCUAGAGAUACUGAUUUUACCAAUAAAAUAUCCCAAGCGCUUAAAAGUUUAUCAGUUGAUGCUGAAAACGUUAAAACCCCAUUGGAUCCUGAAGCACUCUCUUCUAUGUUUAACGGAUUGCAGUUUGGUGAAUCUGGUAUGCCGGGUGAUUUUUUACCUAUGAUGCACGAUAUAAUGCAAAUGUUUCUUUCAAAAGAAGUGUUCUACCCUCCAUUGAAAGACAUCUGUGUUAAGUUCCCCAAAUGGUUGGAAAGAGAAAAAGGUAAUUUGACAGAAAAUGAUUACCAAAAUUACGUUAAACAACAUAAACUAAUGGAAAACGUUUGCCACGAGUUUGAACAAGAGAACGCUAAUGACAGUGAUGAAGUUAGAAAAAAUAGGUUUACCAAAAUUUUAAGCCUCAUGGAGGAGAUCCAAAAGUUUGGCGUCCUCCCUGAAGAAUUUACUGAAGCGUCCCUAUUGCAAAAUCUUGAUGGACUGAAACUCCCUCCUGAUAUGCCCCGUCUUGAACCUGGUCAAUGUGCAGUUAUGUAAAAAUAGAUGCCUUUUUCUUAGUUAAAAAAAAACUGUAAAUUAUAUUUUUUUAUUUAUUGUAACUGUGCAAUGGGGAGGGGGUAGUCUUUUUGAAAAAGAAUCGUGUUUCUUUUAGUUCACUACAUGUUUGUGUUACCUUGUCUUUACUCUUUUUAAAUAUUUCUAUUGUAACAAUAAUAAAAUAUUAGGCCUAAUGAUUAAGUGGUUUGUUGAAUGAGCACUUUAUAAAAUGUGAUUAAUUUUA